ACUUUGUCCUUCUAUCUCCCACUUCUUAUUCACAAUCACGAAAAAGUGAUCUAUAUGGACGAUGACGUCAUCGUACAAGGUGAUAUCCAAGACCUGUAUAAUACAAACUUGAAGCCAGGUCAUGCUGCAGCUUUUGCAGCAGACUGCGACCUUCCUUCCACUCACGAAAUGGUGCGAAGCGUUGGAAUGCAGACCACAUAUAUGGGGUUCUUGGACUACAGAAAGCAAGCAGUAAGGGAACUUGGCAUCAACCCCAGCACAUGCUCCUUCAAUCCAGGGGUGUUUGUGGCCAAUAUUACAGAAUGGAAGCACCAGAGAAUCACCAAACAGCUGGAAAAGUUGAUGCAACAGAUUGUCCAGGAGAAUCUAUACAGCAGCGCAAUGGCAGGAGGGGUGGCCACUCCUCCAGUGCUGAUUGUCUUUCAUGGGAAAUACUCCAACAUUAAUCCAUUGUGGCAUGUGCGGCAUCUGGGCUGGAGCCCAGACACUCGGUACUCAGAGCAGUUUCUUCAGGAGGCCCGGCUGCUGCACUGGAACGGCCGAUUCAAACCCUGGGAUUACCCAUGUGCCCACAUUGAGCUCUGGGAGAGGUGGUACAUCCCAGACACCACAGGGACAUUUGUGCCGAUCAGGCCAAACAGCUGAAAGAGAUACUGAAUUGACUUUCCUCCAAAGCAGCAUGCAAGUGUAGAAAAUUCUGGUACAGGAAUUAUCCUUGCUCAUCUUGACUAUAAAUGUUAUUUUGUCUUGGUUUUACAUACCAAAUGACACUCAACUGGGAUCAUGGCAACCAACCUUAGCACUAAAACUCAUUGACUUCUAUUUGUGCAGUUGGUAGAUGAAUUAAAGAGAGGGGAGAAGAAAAA
This is a messenger RNA of Polyodon spathula (Mississippi paddlefish), 866 nucleotides long. Its product is annotated as glycosyltransferase 8 domain-containing protein 2-like. The transcript has 5 exons. Gene Ontology annotation, cellular component: Golgi apparatus. NCBI's taxonomy places the organism in Eukaryota, Metazoa, Chordata, Actinopteri, Acipenseriformes, Polyodontidae. The record is from RefSeq and is a predicted model, not a curated record. The annotation marks the transcript as partial. Gene Ontology annotation, molecular function: glycosyltransferase activity.